AUGUGUCGUGUUCGAGAUCCACAGAUUUUUUGCCGCACAUCCCAGAAUUUGCACUUGAGCUUGAAGAGUUCUCAGGCACUUUGGAUGACUCCAGGAGGGAACAUGGAGGUUCAUAAAGCGAGUUCCCAACUUGCGGCACACGAUGUACCGCAGUUCUAUCUUCUGGUGGCACUGUAUUUCCUUCAGGGCAUCCCAGUCGGCUUGGCAUUUGGAACAGUGCCAUUUUUAUUGAAGUCUAUUGCCAAAGACACCUCGUUCACGAAGUUGGGCUUGUUCGGUAUAGCAACCUAUCCGUAUUCGUUGAAGAUACUUUGGUCUCCACUGGUUGAUUCGGUCUUCAGCAAGAAGAUCGGUCGUCGACGGUCAUGGAUCAUUCCGGUACAGCUGGCCUCCGGAGUGAUGCUGUGGUGCGUAGGUCACGCUGUCGCCCAGGGAUGGGUAUUUGAAGGGGUCGACGCUAGCUAUGGUGCGCCUUCACUAGGAGAUGGCGCUAAAAUCAACAUCACUAGCCUGACGGUCUGUUUCUUGGUGCUGGUCUUUUUCUGCGCUACACAGGACAUCGCGGUGGAUGGCUGGGCAUUAACUAUCCUGUCACGCCAGAGCUUGAGCUAUGCCUCUACUGCUCAGACAGUUGGGUUGAACACGGGCUACUUCUUAAGCUUCAGCAUAUUUCUUGCAUUCAAUUCGGGCGAUUUUGUCAACAGGUACUUCAGGGCUCUGCCCCUAGACCACGGUAUCAUUAGCUUCAGCUCGUACCUGAAACUCUCUGGCUGGAUGUACCUAAUUUUAACGGCGUAUGUGGUUUUCUUUACACAGGAGUAUCCGUAUGCCCAUUCUGGGCUACCGGUAGUGUCUACGAAGCCGAAAGAUGAUGACGAGAAAGGACAUAUUGUGACGUCUACUACUAAGAAUUCUGCCCACAUAGAAUACAAUGAGGAUAGCUCCAUUAGCAAGACAUCCCUGGGGGCAGUGUACAGAUCGUUUGUGAAAGUUCUACGACUUCCAGCCGUAAGGUCGUUGAUAAUCCUUCACUUCGUGUCCAAGUUCCCAUUCCAAUGUAGCGAAGGUGCUACCAACCUGAAGCUGCUCGAAAAAGGACUUAAGAAGGAGGAUCUUGCCAUCACCGUCCUGGUGGAUUUUCCCUUUGAAAUCAUCUUUGGCUAUUAUGUCGCAAAGUGGAGUUCUGAAUCUCAUCACAGUCACCAACGGAAAUUACCAGCCUUUCUCACUCUACUAAUUGGCCAACCGGGUAUCUUAACUCCUUGGAUAAUCGGGUAUAUUGGUCGACUCAUUGCGUCCAUGCUAGGCAGCUUUAUUCUGUCGCAGUUCCCCGAGAAUGGCAACAUUACAAAGGGCUAUUUCCUGCUGGUUGUCACACAAAACCUACUGGGUUCCUUUAUGUCCACCGUACAAUUUGUAGGUGUUUCCGCCUUCCACACACGAAUCGCCGAUCCUGCUAUUGGUGGAACAUAUAUGACACUUCUGAAUACCUUGAGUAAUCUUGGGGGUACUUGGUCUCGGAUCGUAGUUAUGGCGAUGAUAGAUUUCUUUACUUCUAAAGUGUGCCAAAAUUCGGCCAUUGGCAUGUUCCCUCCGGAGGCGAAGUGCCUCGAAAGCGGCGGAACGCUAGUCAUUCUGCGCGAUGGUUACUAUAUGACGAACCUACUCUGCAUUGGGUUUGGCCUGCUCAUCUUUCCGCAUAUUAGGCGGAAAGCACAGCAUCUGCAAUCUUUGCCUAUAUCCAGCUGGCGAGUUUAA
Eremothecium gossypii ATCC 10895 is the source of this 1758-nucleotide messenger RNA. RefSeq lists its product as uncharacterized. Gene Ontology annotation, cellular component: membrane. The coding region runs from base 1 to 1758 and encodes 585 amino acids. Gene Ontology annotation, molecular function: acetyl-CoA transmembrane transporter activity. Lineage: Eukaryota; Fungi; Ascomycota; Saccharomycetes; Saccharomycetales; Saccharomycetaceae. The transcript has a single exon. The record is from RefSeq and is marked provisional.